Messenger RNA from Ochlerotatus camptorhynchus, 1319 nucleotides. Its product is annotated as nucleolar protein dao-5. The record is from RefSeq and is a predicted model, not a curated record. Lineage: Eukaryota; Metazoa; Arthropoda; Insecta; Diptera; Culicidae. The coding region runs from base 69 to 1286 and encodes 405 amino acids. The transcript has a single exon. Gene Ontology annotation, cellular component: nucleus.
AAGCGUAUUUGUUUAUUUCUAAGUGCUAACAUUUUUAUGAUAAAAAUUAACUUUUUUGCACAAAAAAAAUGUCAUUAGUUGCAUACGAUUACAGCAGUGAUGGAGAUUCAGAUCCAGAGGAUGCUGAACAAUCAAAAUCACAUGUAGCGUCUCUUGCAAACGAAGGCAAUGAACAUUCGAAAAGUACGACCUCGACCACCAACACUAUUUUACCGAAAGAACCUGGCAGCCAAGAUUCACAGGAUCCUAUAGAAGACGAAGAUGAACCAACAACCCAUCUACCCUUGCCUGCUCCCAAGAAGGUCACCAACGAUCUGAACGUCGAGGAAGAAGAUGACGAGUUUCUACGCAAGAAAGCAGUCCCAGAACUGAAACCGACUCCACUGCCAACUUCACUGGCUAGCAUCCGACCGAACGUUAAGAACGGUAAGGUUCAAAUCACUAUACCUUCCUUGAGGGAUUUCAGAGACGACGACGAUGUAAAGCCGAAGGCCAAACCCAUCAUCGGAGCGGAACUUCCCAGCAAAGCAACCGGCCUUAUCAGUAUGCUGCCGAAACCCAAAUCGGAGCUCGCAUUCACCCAGAAUGGUCCACUGGCCUCCAAAUCGAAACCGAUUGUCAAUCGUCUUAUUCCGGAUUCGGUUGCAAAUCGACCAAGGAACGUUCAGCCGGAACCGAAAUUACCCAAGAAGCCUCCAGCGAAGAAACCGGAAACUACAGUCAAAGCAACCGGAAACGACAGCGAAGACAGCGAUGACGACGAAAAGUUGGACUUCUUCUCACUGAACAUGGAAGAGAAGUUGCCGGAAAUAAGCGCCAACGAAAUCAAUGCAAUGGUUGCAAAACGUGCUGCCAAAAUGGCAGAAGCGGUAAAGAAAUUCGAUGAACCGGAAGUUCCAGAGGAGCAACCCGGCACCAGCGGACUGCAGCAGUAUGUCCCUCGCUCUUCAGAAGAUCCGAACGACUUGGCCAAUGAACGGGCUCUAUCGUCACUGAUCGGUGGCAACAAGGCCAAACGAGCCCGCUUGGAUGAGGUCAACAUCAUCGAAAUCAGCUCGGCGGACAUUGUUCCCUCGAGGGAGGACUUUAUGCGUCGCCAGUUGCAGGAUGAAACCGGGUACGUACCGACGGGUCAUCUCACCGGCGACUGGACCUGUACGAGCAAACGAAAGUCGCACAUCACCUAUCUGGCAACGAAAGCGCAAGCCAACGCACAGGAACUGGAGGCCAUGUGGUCCUCCAAUCGGCAAUCGCGACGGCAAACGCAAAGUAAGUACGGCUUCUGAAUGUAUGUUUUGCAAUAAAUUGCGCUGUUUCCC